CUAGAAAGACUCAACUUCCGGAAACGCAGGGCGUGUUUUUUUCCGUUCAUUUUUUGGUAGGACGUCUCUAGUUAAGGGUCCUUCUUAAUACAGACAUCCUUAUAACAGCUCUUAUAAUAGCUCUGUUUAUUCGGCUCCGCACGUACAGCAACGUGACAUAUUUAGGAACGCCAUUUUAACAUGUUCUGUAAAUGUGCUGCGCGAGUUUCAAGGGCGCUGCGGCCUGCGCAUCCCCGGUGUGGAGUAUUGACGCUGCCCGCUCGAAGCGACACUGUAUCGGCCAGCGGAACGUCCUGGUCACGUUGGACAUAUAAACGGGAAUCAAGUAACUCUGCUUGGAAUUCGAAGGUUCCUCAGGUACCCACAUGGGAGCCUGUAGCUGAAAAUCAACUUCCACCGCCAACAAGAGUUUCGCCAGAUUUAGUGGACAAAUUGGAGAGAUUAGCCCUUGUUGAUUUUGGCAAUAAAGAAGGGGUGGACUGUCUGGAGAAAGCCAUUCGUUUUGCUGAUCAACUUCAUGUCGUUAACACUGACGGUGUGGAGCCGAUGGAUUCAGUUCUGGAGGACAGAGAUCUGUUUUUGAGAGAUGAUACAAUAACAGAGGGUGAAUGUGCAGAGGAGCUGCUCCACCUGGCCAAACACACAGUAGAGGAGUAUUUUGUUGCACCGCCAGGAAACAUCCCACUACCUAAGAGAGAAGAGAGAUCUGCAAUGCUUAAACACUCUGAAUUUUGACUGAUAUGUAACAUUCGCUCUGGCUUGCAUUAUAAUAAAUAUUUAUUUUUA
Messenger RNA from Labeo rohita (rohu), 786 nucleotides. It is a transcript of the gene gatc, whose product is annotated as glutamyl-tRNA amidotransferase subunit C. Gene Ontology annotation, cellular component: mitochondrion; glutamyl-tRNA(Gln) amidotransferase complex. The transcript is spliced from 5 exons. Lineage: Eukaryota; Metazoa; Chordata; Actinopteri; Cypriniformes; Cyprinidae. The record is from RefSeq and is a predicted model, not a curated record. Gene Ontology annotation, biological process: glutaminyl-tRNAGln biosynthesis via transamidation; mitochondrial translation; regulation of translational fidelity. Gene Ontology annotation, molecular function: glutaminyl-tRNA synthase (glutamine-hydrolyzing) activity. The coding region runs from base 181 to 735 and encodes 184 amino acids.